AUGGUGCAGGUAACAGCAGCCUGCCCUGCAUCCUGUGUGGUGUGCUCCCAAGAUGUCACCCUGUGUUACCAGCUAACCUACAUCGUAGCCGCUCCGGAGACCACCAGGGUUCUAAUCCUCACAGAUGGAUGCCUCUCCUCAGUACAGAGCACCAACCUCACCCUCCUUGCUAACCUGGCCCUGCUCUCUCUGAGCAGAAACUCGAUCUACGGAAUUCAGGAAGGCUCUCUGCACGGCCUCACCAAGCUUCGGACCUUGUCUCUGGGCAACAACCAUAUCCCCAGUUCUUCUCUGUCGGACCACACCUUCAGCAAGCUGCGAAGCCUCCAGGUCCUGGUGCUUAGCAGUAACGCCUUCCGGACCCUGAGAGCAGCCUGGUUCCGGAACACCAAGGCUCUGAACCGACUCCUGCUGGAUGGGAAUCAGAUUACCAACCUCACCGGGAGUUCUUUCAGAGGUGCAAACCUUCACAGGCUCAGGCAUCUGGACUUAUCCAACAAUUUCAUUUCCUUCAUCGAGAAUGCCUUCCAGCCCUUGCCCCAACUGCAGGAAGUGGACCUUUCUAGAAACAUGUUGGCCUACAUGCCGGAUGCCUUUACCCCGCUGAAGCAGCUUAGCCUCCUGAGCUUGGAAGGGAACCAGUGGAGCUGCACCUGUGACCUCUACCCUCUAGCCCGCUUUUUAAGAAACUUUGUGAAGUCUCCGGCUCGCACUCUCCAUAAUACCAAAGAUUUAAACUGUCAGGUGUUCCCCCCAGCUGUGGCCGCUGCAAAGAGCAUGCUGCGGUUAUCUGAGACCAACUGUGACUCCAAGGGGCAUAACCUCACUCUGGCGCUAAAGGACAGGCGUCCCCUCCUCCCAGGGCAGGAUGUGGCCCUGUUGACUGUGCUCGGCUUUGCAGGAGCGGUUGGUCUCACAUGUGCAGGGUUAGUCAUAUUUAACUGGAAACUUCAACAAGGCAGAGCAAAUGCACGCCCAUCCAAAACCCUCUGUUGCAGAACCCUCGAUGAAUCCCUGUGUGCUCAUGAAGCAAGAAAAGGCCAUGCCGUGGGCUACUGUAACUGCCACUUAACUCCAAGAAAUGAGACAGAGGUCAUGUCUGAUGUGGGCUCCAGAAAGGAAGCGCCGCUUAGCCAGGAAAACAGCCAUCAAGCAGUGUGGGCCUCCAAGUCUACAGCCCUGGAUGCAUCGUUCAGAGAGCUGAAAGGGAGAGGCUAUGGGGCAGAAGGGGCUCAGGCUUGCCUGGGUGAUGAACUGCUACAGACAGGAUGCUUGGGGCCCCCCGGGAACAAGAAAGCUCCUUAUGAUGCAGACGUAGUUACAGGGUGUUGUCCAAAGACAGCUGAGAAGCUAAGCAGCCUGGAAAAUGGAGAAAUUCGGUCUCAAAUCCUGCCAUAUCAUGGAGGCAGAAAAAUAGAUACGAGCAGUGACACAUUUAGGAGCAGAUAUGGGACAUCUGCCUCAACCUUGGCAGGAGAGAGUGUUGGGACACAUUUAACAAACAAACCAUGGCAGCCUCCAAUAAGAAGAGGAGACAAUGCUGCACCACCGCCCAGACAGAGCGCUUUCAUCACCAGCUCAUCCUCCAAGCUCUGGGAGCCAAGGGCAGGUGCUGCAGACAGGACCCUCCACAGACAUAGAGUGGGGUAUGACAAACACCAUGGGUCCUUAAAGCAGAGCAGGCCUACACAUGCUCAUCCAAACACUUCCUUCACCUGCAAGUAUGUGUCCUGGGAUGAAUUUCAAGAUUUCAUGAAAGAGAAGAAGCCAGAUCGCAGAGAGCACACAAAAUCUGAAAAAGAGCAAAUUCAAAUUAACAGAGCAAUAGAAAAAUUCCUCAGGAGCCAGGGAUCCAAAGAAAAAUCAAGGCUGUCAGCAAAAAAUAAGAAGGCAUAUUCUACAAAGAGGGUUAAAUUCCAGCAUCCUGACUCAGUGAGGGCCAACAGGUUGGUGGGCUCAGCAGAAACACCAGUCCCCUGGAGACAGCUAGAUUGUGAAACCCACUGCCCAACUUCCUUGGAUCUCAGAAAAUAUGCCAACCUAGAGAAAGACAAGGAAGGGGGAGAAAGGAUUCCAGAGGAACAGGCUCUGAAAAAGAGGAGAUCCAAGCCAUGUCCUCCGAGUGAAAAAACAAAGAGACAGAAUUUAAGGAUAAAGUUAGAUCUGCACCCCUUUGGAAAAACUAGGGUCCACCCUGAGGAAUCCCCACAGAAGUCCCCCAGUAAACGAACAAGAUUAUCUUCUGAGAAGACAGCCAGGACGUCUGAAGGAAAAUGCAAAACAAAACCUCUGUCCUUGGUCAGUUCUCAACCGCCAGAGAGAAGCAGCCAUGCUAAACCCACAUGUUCAAAGGAACCACUGGCAAGCACCCAAGAGCAGACCCCUUAUCGCGAACCAAGUGGCACCCUCAGAGCUGAAAGCUUGUCUGUAGGCGAUCGAGGGGGCUCUGGGCAGGGCAGCAGCUACCCAGUGGGCCGCACUGCUGAUGGAAGCUCAUCAGCACUGCCUCAGCCUACAGUCAAGGCCGCUGAGCAUGGGUGCUCACACCCUCUUUGCUCACCUGAGCUAAUAGUAAAUGCUACUGGUCCACAAAUAGAAGUUCUGGGUCCCUCCCCAGCCUGCCUGGGAAACGGAGAGAGUAGAGUUUUACCAUCUCAACACUCCAGGGGCAUUUCUGACCCCUUAGCAAUGGUGUCCACUCAAUACAUGGACCAGGAUAAAUUAAAGACCAAUGAGUUAAACCAGUUUGCUUUGUCCCUUGGUGACCAGGUAACUGACACCGUCAGCAAAGAUCACAGUUUAGAUGAAAAUCAAGCUUUACCACAGGAAGAGCAAAAACCAGGCCACAAACAGAUUCGAAGUGAGGAAAAACCAUUAAUGAAUAAAUUCAAGCCAUCACCUGAAAGUGUGGGAAAUUGUAUUACAGGUGAGGAAAGAAUGGAAGCAGGAGACAAAAUUGCCCGCACAGAGGAUGGUGGCUCCUCCCCCGUUGCCUGGACGCAACCACACAGCGACCUGCCAUUCGUGGCGCCACAUGGUACUCCACACCAACAAGGCAGUAGCGGAAGUGCGUCACGAGGAGAUAACCGUGGGGAUCCCCCAGGGACACAGGCAGAGGUGAAAAAGCAGAAACAGACAUUUGAUGAGAGGAAAACAAAUUCUAGUGCAGUAAGUUGGAUGAUAGUUUCCACUAAAGACCUGAGUGAGGCAGACCCUCAAACUCACAACCACAGGUCUCAUUGCAGAGACUCUGGAGAGAACCAAGCAGCCAGAGAUGGCAGUGAACACAGGGAAGCUGCCAGGACAGUGGGGAUGCCGGGAGCUCCCCCUCCUUCACAGGAGGUGAAUGUCAUCCGUUCUGAGGCUGAAAACAGGAGGGAGGGGGGAGAACUCUAA
Messenger RNA from Acomys russatus (golden spiny mouse), 3396 nucleotides. RefSeq names its product leucine-rich repeat-containing protein 53-like. Gene Ontology annotation, molecular function: protein binding. NCBI's taxonomy places the organism in Eukaryota, Metazoa, Chordata, Mammalia, Rodentia, Muridae. Gene Ontology annotation, cellular component: plasma membrane. The record is from RefSeq and is a predicted model, not a curated record.